AAGCAAAUUGACAACUUCAAUUUUUUCGUGAAGUCUUAUUUACAUUUUGUUUUGAUUGCUUUGUUUUGGUUUCGAGUGAUUGUCACAUUGGUCGGUGUAUUUUUAUUUGUCGUCGAAUCGUGUGACUGCUUAUCAAAUUUUCAAUCAACAUUUUCCACUCUUGCGUUUUUAAAUGCUUUAUCGCUCAAUUGUGCAGAGGAUUUUGGAAAAUUAUGUGAAAGACUCUCAUUUAAAUCAACUAAAUUUAAUUAAAAGAUUUUUCGGUAGCAAUAUGUCCGACGAAAUCAAUGUGUUCAAUGGCACGGUUGACCGAUACAAUGGCAUCACAAUUGAGACGGAAAACGAAGCAGUGGGUGAACAGUUCGCCGAGAAGCUAAAAACUUCCCUCGCACACUGGCAGCAGAAGUCAAUGCGAACUAUUUGGUUCAAGGUGAAAACCAGUCAUGCACAAAUUGUUCCAACACUUGUUGAGAAUGGUUUCGACUUUCACCAUGCCAAUGCGGGAUUCGUUAUGAUGUACAAAUGGUUGCCGGUUGAUUUAUCAGCAAAUAUUCCCAUUUAUGCGCACACAAUGAUUGGCGUUGGAGGUUUGGUUGUGAAUGAUCAGCAACAGAUUCUUACAAUCAAGGAGAAUACAUCCAUUGUGCCGGGCGCUUGGAAACUUCCCGGUGGUUAUGUUGAACCAAAUGAACAUUUAAUGGAUGCAGUUAUACGUGAGGUGUUCGAAGAGACAGGAAUCCAAACAAAGUUCGAUAGUUUAGUGUGCAUUCGACACGCUUUGGGUGGUGCAAAUAGAAUCAAUUUUGGAUUCGGAUGCUCCGACCUAUACUUUGUAAUCGCUCUGAAACCAGAAACGCAAGACAUCACCAAAUGUGAACGUGAAAUUGCGCGCUGCGAAUGGAUGGAUUUCGAUAAAUACUUGGCACAUCCGAAGGUGCAUGAGAUGAAUCGAGUGUUCCUACAAACAUUCAUAUCAAAUGAGGCGCGAGGUAUUAAGCUCAGCUGCAAAGAAUAUAUCCAUGAAUUGCUCAAACGUCACUAUCAAAUCUAUUCCAUUGACAAUAGUGCAAAUGUUCCACUGUAAAACCAGUAACCAGUUCAAAUAUCCUAUGAAUAAUUUUCUCUUCAUUCUCUUUUAUAUGAAUUUUUGUAUAUUAUAGAAUUUUGUUUUGAGAUUUUAUUGCGGAAAUAAAUAUAUUUUGAUUUGAA
Sitodiplosis mosellana (orange wheat blossom midge) is the source of this 1209-nucleotide messenger RNA. RefSeq lists its product as uncharacterized. Gene Ontology annotation, molecular function: ADP-ribose diphosphatase activity; NAD binding; NADH pyrophosphatase activity. The record is from RefSeq and is a predicted model, not a curated record. Bases 173 to 1084 code for a protein of 303 amino acids. NCBI's taxonomy places the organism in Eukaryota, Metazoa, Arthropoda, Insecta, Diptera, Cecidomyiidae. The transcript is spliced from 5 exons.